GUAAAAUCAUGGAUCAACGAAUGCAAAACCUCUCACAGCGAGUGCUCAGAGCAAAGACUAAGCUAUAUGCCUACCCGAUUGCUCCAUGUGGCGCACAAGGAUUCCCCAUCUGUCAAGCUCAGUAUCUUAUCUGGGAACGAACGCCAUCAGUAUGCCGCGCUUUCUUAUUGCUGGGGAAGCGCUCAUUCCUUCACGACUACGAUAGCUUCAAUGAAAAGGCAUAUCGGUGGCAUAGAUAUCUCGGACUUACCUCAGACUUUCCAAGAUGCCGUCCUUGUGGUUCGACUGCUAGGAAUUCGAUUCCUUUGGAUGGAUGAUGUGAUCGAGAAGCUAUCCCACAUGCUGUACUACUAUCAAAAUGCAUUAAUUGUGGUAGCUGCAUCGAAAGCAAAGAACGUUACGCAAGGCUUUCUAGAUUGUCGUCGGGUUGACAAUACUAGCAGCCAAACCACUUUAACGGGAGAUGAGCACGAGGGUCCACCAGCAAAAGUUCCGCUCUUUGACCUGAAUGGCUUCCGAGGCAGCAUUUUCUUGCGACUGGAUCGCCCUCCUCAAGAAUAUGACAGCGAUCCUAUUAACCGUAGAGCUUGGACAUUCCAGGAACACCUCUUGUGCCCACGCGUUCUCAGCUUCCCAUCAACUGGAGGUUAU
Molecule: messenger RNA, 651 nt
Organism: Cladophialophora psammophila CBS 110553
Lineage: Eukaryota; Fungi; Ascomycota; Eurotiomycetes; Chaetothyriales; Herpotrichiellaceae
Exons: 1
Coding region: 9-317 (102 amino acids)
Source: RefSeq, a predicted model, not a curated record